AUGCCUUCUAUUAACGGGAUCACGGCCACCAUAGAGACCCACGAUGGUCCACUCCCAGAAUUUGGUUGUAGUGAAUUUAGAGGUGGUAAGGGCUGUUAUAUCCCAGCACAAUCGGGACAGCAGUUCUGGUUACACUAUACAAUCCACAAACCGAUUCCUUGCAAGGCUGCAAGUGUGGAAUUUUAUGUGGAUGGACAAAGGGUCGAUGCUCAGUUCCCUCUCCCACGAAAGAACACUGACAAUUCUACUGUUGGUCCUAUUGAUUCGACCAUCAAAUCUCAAUAUGGUCGUGACAUAAACGCUGAUGGAGUAGAGGUUGCGUGGAGAAGGGAGAUUUUUUUCGCUCUUAUCAAGCCAGUUAAAGCAACCAAACCUCGUUGCAAAGUGAAAAGAACACCGACAUCUGCCGAGGCAGAACAGUAUGGUACUAUUGACUGCAAGAUCUUUCGAUCCGAGAAGUCACCCGAAUGGGCUGGCGCAGUAACACCUGAAGAGUUUCGCUCUCUUUCAGAUGCCACGAAAACGCUGAAAAGCCGGCCCCUCAGUCACGUUUCGAGGCUAGGUGUCAAAAUGGCUACUUCCACGUCAAAACGAUAUUGCGUAAAAAGCUUGGAUCCGGACGAUGCUCCCUUCGCAUGGUUCAAGUUCUACUAUCGCUCAAGGCAACGACUUAUUGAGAAGUUCGGACUUGAGCAGCUUAGAGGACUUUCCCUGCAAGGCGAGGAGGGCGAGCCUGUUUCCCAAUCCCCCACCAAUGCCACCCCUAAUGUACCCUCCCAAACACCCUCCCAGGCAUCCUCUCAGGCUCCUCCUCGGAUGCAGGCCCUUCCCCACGACCUUGGAGUAAGUCCCGACGGCGGAGCCGAUAACAUAGAUAGGGAAACAGGCCUGGAGCAUUCUGUUACUGAAGCUAAUAAAGGAGCUGAUUUAUUGGACACCUUUAUAGAAAAAUUAGAGGAGGAGCUGGCCUUAGCAGAAAAGGGUGGGUCUGUGGAAAACGACAAAAUUGCGGCUUGUCACGAGAAAAUUAGCAGGCUCCGCCAAAAUUCGGAGAAGUUGCGCCUUCGGGCUGUUGAGAUCCAGAAAAAGGCCGAUUUAGCCAAGCAUAGUAGUUUGGCUAACCACGCCGAAGAUACAAGUGUAUCUGGGGAGGACACUGGCAGCGAGGAGGAUGACGAUGGCAACUAG
Molecule: messenger RNA, 1188 nt
Organism: Morchella sextelata
Lineage: Eukaryota; Fungi; Ascomycota; Pezizomycetes; Pezizales; Morchellaceae
Exons: 1
Coding region: 1-1188 (395 amino acids)
Source: RefSeq, a predicted model, not a curated record